CAGUUUGAUGCUCAGUUGUAUUGUAUGGCCCUUUGACUUGGGGAAAUAGGCCCAAUCUUGAAUCUUGAAAUAGGUUGAGGUCGGGUGGGAAAAACUCGUUUGAAUGCUUGGGGCAUUUCGUUGAACUGUCAUUGGUAUUCACAGUGGAAGGAAGAGUCCAGAAGCAACCGCGACAUGCAUCUAGAAACAACCAGGGGUAUCUUUACUCUCCUUCAAUUCUGGAGAUCGUUUCUGGUGAUCAUGGUGCCGUUGGCAGCAUUGCCGUUGGUUUUCACCGAAAAUGAGGACACGCAACAGGCUUUUCGAUGCGCUUAUGUUAUGGUGAUAAUGGCUGCCUUCUGGGUGACUGAAGCUCUUCCCUUGGCUAUCACAUCCCUGAUCCCUGUGGCGUUGUUGCCAAUUCUGGGGAUCAUGACCACCGACGAAGUGGGCAAGGAGUACUUAAAGGAAACCAAUAUGAUGUUUAUUUCGGGGAUUAUCGUAGCCAUUGCAGUGGAGCAUUGCCACCUCCACAAAAGAAUUGCCCUCAACGUGCUCUAUUUGAUGGGAACAAGUCCACGAAGAGUCAUGUUGGGAUUUAUGUUACCAACUUGUUUUCUGUCCAUGUGGAUGUCCAACACAGCUACCACGGCCAUGAUGGUACCAAUUGUUGAUGCGGUAGUCACAGAACUAGAAAAGGACCCAGAAGACGUGGAAAUGAGUGAGGAACGAGCACAAGAAGAUAAGCAGGAUGAAAAAACGUCAUCGACUCCCAAGUCGAAAGCGACCGCGGGGAAGCUUCAAAUCCGUUACAUGAUCUUCCUCUCAAUCGCCUACGCAGCCAAUACGGGUGGAACGGGCUCUUUGACGGGCACGGGCUCAAACUUGAUUUUGAAAGGAGUGGUGGCCGAGUUUCCGGGCCAUACUCCGAUCAAUUUCGCCAAUUGGAUGUUCUACGCCGUACCAGCCAUGCUCCUAAACCUGUUGGGUUGCUGGCUUUGGCUCCAGUAUUGGUUUAUGGGUCUGGAGAAUCCGUUCAAGAGAUCUACUAAGACGGAACAAGAGGCUGGAAAUGAACGUCGUAAUCAAAACGUGCGGCGUGUGUUGAAGCUCAAAAUCCAGGAGUUGGGCAGGGUGACCUUUCAUGAAGCCGCCGUUUUCUGUCUUUUUUUUCUUUUGGUUCUGCUUUGGCUCUUCCGCGAUCCCAAAUUUAUCACCGGUUGGGGAAAUUUUGUGCACAUUCAGAAACAGAGGUUUGUUCCCUUGGUUGGUGGGAACUGUUCCAAUUCGAGUAAUUGCACAUACACCAGUGAAACGUACGAAAAAGAGGCCAUUGAUGAUGCCACAGCGGGCAUGUUGAUUGUCCUUUUGCUAUUCAUCCUACCGGCCCAACCCAAUUUUUGGCCCUUUAACCGACAGAGCAAAGCCCUGCGAUCCGCACCCUCGGUGGGGCUUUUGGAAUGGUCUGCCAUUCACGACCGAAUGCCAUGGGCUCUGGUUUUGCUUCUGGGCGGUGGAUUCGCUCUAGCCAAGGCCACCGAUGUGUCUGGCCUGUCGAAAUGGAUGGGAAGUCAAUUAGAAGUAUUGAACUUUCUCGACUCACGACUCAUUGUGCUGGUGAUCUGUAUCCUCACCGCCAUUGCCACGGAAGUGACCUCAAAUGUGGCCACGGCGUCCAUUUUGAUGCCUGUGUUAAGAGAUUUGGCCAUAUCCCUCCAAAUCAAUCCCCUGUAUUUGAUGAUCCCAGCCACUCUGACGUGUUCGUACGCAUUCAUGUUGCCGGUUGCGACGCCUCCGAAUGCGAUCGUCUACUCGGCCUCGGGAAUGAAAACCUCGGAUAUGUUCAAGUGUGGAUUUUUUGUCAAUAUCAUCUGUGUGGUCAUCAACUACGCGUGCUUGAACACGUAUGGAAUCCCAUUGUUCCAUUUGGACGAGGUUCCAGAAUGGGUUGUGAUGCAAAAACGAUGAACAACUGUCUCUCUCCUCUCUCCUCCCUCUGUUUCCCUCUAUUUGAUAUUUAUGGUUAGAUUGUAGAUUGGAGUGCACUAGUGGUUCUAGCACGUGUUUUGUCUCUACUCCUCUCUCAUUCUCUAUCUCUUUUGUAUCUCUGUCCUCUCUCUGAACCAAGAUCUACCACGGUACGAGGAGAGAUAUGGAUGUGUGCGUGUGUGUUUGUAGCAAGACUAGCAUGGAAAUACAAACUGCACGACCGAACGAAUAUUCGAAUGAGGACCUUA
Molecule: messenger RNA, 2216 nt
Organism: Tigriopus californicus
Lineage: Eukaryota; Metazoa; Arthropoda; Copepoda; Harpacticoida; Harpacticidae
Product: Na(+)/citrate cotransporter-like
Exons: 10
Coding region: 175-1947 (590 amino acids)
Biological process (GO): monoatomic anion transmembrane transport; citrate transport
Cellular component (GO): membrane
Molecular function (GO): succinate transmembrane transporter activity; citrate transmembrane transporter activity
Source: RefSeq, a predicted model, not a curated record